Messenger RNA from Carya illinoinensis, 645 nucleotides. RefSeq lists its product as uncharacterized. Bases 1 to 645 code for a protein of 214 amino acids. Lineage: Eukaryota; Viridiplantae; Streptophyta; Magnoliopsida; Fagales; Juglandaceae. The record is from RefSeq and is a predicted model, not a curated record. The transcript is spliced from 2 exons. Gene Ontology annotation, molecular function: nucleic acid binding; RNA-DNA hybrid ribonuclease activity.
AUGGAUGUGUGGAAUCAAGGCCCUACAGUUUUUCAAAAAAGCUCCAAUAAUGUAGGUGAUUUUAAAAGCUUGGUGGAGAAGUUCAAUGCUUCUUCCAACCAGGAUUUGUUGGCCUUAUUCUCUAUGACAGCUAAAGCUGCACAGGGUGAGCCUAAGAACAGGACCCAGCACUUCCAAGAUCAAUUCUCUAUAUGGAUUCCUCCUCCUAUGAGUACCAUCAAAAUAAAUUGGGAUGCAGCCUUGAGUGCAGCUAAAAACAGAACUGGAAUUGGUCUGGUGGCUCGAAAUCAUCAGGGCUCCAUUGUGUCAACAAAGAAGCUGUCAUUAGUUGGUGUAUUGGAUCCCCUCCUAACUGAAGCUCUUGGUGGCCUUCAUGCCGUGGUAUUAGCAAAGGAAAGAGGGUGGCAAUCAAUCAUAGUGGAAGGUGACUCUCAAACUGUAAUCCAUAGCCUUCAAAAACACACUGAAAGAUGGGAUAGUGUAGGUAUGAUAUUACAGGACAUUAGAAUUUUAUUGGCUGAGUUUGAUAAAUGUACAGUGAGUUUUGUAAGAAGAAGUGGCAACAAUGUUGCUCACUGUCUAGCCAAGGAAUCUCUUGAGUUGGUUGAGGAUGUGGUUGAAUUGCACGUCAGUCCAGUUUUGUAA